GGCGUACUAACGUAAGGAAGCCCAUGCGGGUACACGGAUAGAGUCUUGACCCAUUUUUUGCUGUCAUGUAAGAGAAGAAAAAAUCUCGCGUCACGUCGUAGCUCUUAUUGAGGAACCAUGAGGGUGCUUUAGGUCUAUGAUCUUUGCUUCAUAUCUACCACAGGGAAGUGCCCCCAUUGUUGAAAUAGGAACUGAAACCCGUAGGCCGCUUUUUUUUUGGUUUCGUUGUUGUUGGAUAGCUAAGAAUUUGAUGAUGGCUCUACCUGGGUGCUGCAGCAUCCGGCGCGAAUCCCUUCUCCAUCAGCAGCUGGACUGGCACCAAGAACGUGCCAUGGAGAGGCUGUUGCGGGCCUUCGUUUCGACGUGCAUGCAACAGCAGCACGUCGACUUUCGACGGACAGAAGCCGUCGCCGCUCUUCCUGGUAGUGCGUUAGGAUGGUUGAUAUUUCUAAUAGAAGGCACCAUAGGCAUGCUGUAGAGUUUUUAGUAGUCAGGGGUGCUAUCAGUAGGGUCCAGAGUUGUACUAUCAUUUUCUGUGAUUGCGAUUCAUUGAAGGCCAGCGCCUCCCUGGUUUGUAGACUUAUCCUGAUUCAUUAGCUAGGCUGUAAAGAAAUACCUGACAAGACUCACGUAGAGACCAACAGAAACGCUCUGGCGGUUCUUCUUGAACUUCAUCACCCGCUCUUGACAUCGCAGGUAACUCCCUUUCGGCCCUCGAAGAUAUCCAUCGACAACGUCGAAACCUUGUUGGGCAAGCUGAUAUGAGUACGGUGUUGCUUUUAGUGCUGCCAUUACCUGCUGCCGGAGACGUGCUUCAACGUGUUGGUUGGCGCAUGUUGCUGAAAAUUCUGGGACAGAAGAAGGCGAAAUUGUGGCGCCGUUUUUCCAGUAUUCGAGUAGAUGGCUGA
Molecule: messenger RNA, 908 nt
Organism: Amoebophrya sp. A25
Lineage: Eukaryota; Dinophyceae; Syndiniales; Amoebophryaceae
Source: the annotation of a GenBank genome assembly